Messenger RNA from Salvelinus sp. IW2-2015, 490 nucleotides. RefSeq names its product actin-related protein 2/3 complex subunit 1A-A. The record is from RefSeq and is a predicted model, not a curated record. Gene Ontology annotation, biological process: Arp2/3 complex-mediated actin nucleation. Gene Ontology annotation, cellular component: actin cytoskeleton; Arp2/3 protein complex. NCBI's taxonomy places the organism in Eukaryota, Metazoa, Chordata, Actinopteri, Salmoniformes, Salmonidae. Gene Ontology annotation, molecular function: actin filament binding.
AAUGUCUAAACCCUCUGUUUCAGGGCCAUGACUGCUGUCCGUUUCAGUUCUCCUAUAAGGGCCCAGGCCGGCAGUCUGAAGUUUGUUAAGAAGCUGGACAUCCCCAAGCAGACCUCUAGGGGCAGCAUGUCCGCCAUGCAACACUUCCGCAAUCUGGAUAAGAAGGCUACUGACGAUGAGAGCAACGAGCUGGGCUGCCUGCACCAGAACAGCAUCACUCAGCUGUGUAUCGUGUCAGGAACUAAGGUCCACGUGGACAAGUACAGCAGUGUGGGUCUGGACGGAGCUAUGGUCCUCUGGGACUUCAAGCACUGAGUUCAUGGAGGAUGCUAGAGCCAUAGGCUGUGUGUUGCCAUCUGUGCGGUCAGCAUCACUCCAGCUGACCAGGGGACUCACCACUACCAGUUGUUAUUAACAUCUACUCUAAGCAGUUAGUCACACCAGGGUUGGGGUCAAUUCCAUUUCAAUUCAAGUCAAUUUGGAAAGUAAA